AUGUCAAAAAGAGGUUCAAAACGGGUACUGACAUCUACGUCCAUGAUCAUCGGUCCAUACAUGAUCGGUGUGUUUAUGGGAUUGCUUAAACGCGGUAAGGCCAUAUUUGACGUCAAGAUCGGAGGAGAUGCUCUGCUGAUGUACAUACUGCUGAAAACCUUCCAGAUAGACACUGCUACAGAGAACAGCUUGCAGGAGGCGAUUCAGAUUGGCCUGUCUUGUGCGCUAAGCCGCCGGACCGGCGAGCGAACACCCAGAACGAAACGACUUUUGGCACAUCCUCAGGAGGUCUUCUUCGACAGCAACGAGGUCAUCAUCGUUGCUAAGGCACCCACCGCUUCUAGCGCCAACUAG
Molecule: messenger RNA, 354 nt
Organism: Echinococcus granulosus
Lineage: Eukaryota; Metazoa; Platyhelminthes; Cestoda; Cyclophyllidea; Taeniidae
Exons: 2
Coding region: 1-354 (117 amino acids)
Source: RefSeq, a predicted model, not a curated record